Molecule: messenger RNA, 2046 nt
Organism: Mercenaria mercenaria
Lineage: Eukaryota; Metazoa; Mollusca; Bivalvia; Venerida; Veneridae
Exons: 3
Coding region: 294-839 (181 amino acids)
Cellular component (GO): membrane
Source: RefSeq, a predicted model, not a curated record
CCCUGGUAAAUGAGGUAGAUACAUGUGCUAUCAAUAAUUAACACAGAAAGCAAUAAAUCAGAAUAGAUUAUUAUAGUUUUGAUAAAUACUCAAUUUCGCUGUAAAAAUCGUUGCCAAAACAAAAGCGAUUGUUGUACUUUAAAAAAAAAAUUUCCAACUAUAAAAAUAUUGAUUAAAAACAGCAAUUAAUAAAUAUUGAACGUGCGAAAAAAUAAAGAGAAUUGACAAAGGUAUAAUUAAAGCGGUGGAACCAUCUCAAAACCUGAAGGAUUAUCAUAUAAGUAAUUUGCAAAAUGGGAGUAGUUGACGGAUUUAAGGGAGCUGGACUUUUUGCCAAGAUAGCCGUAGUGUUGUUGCUAAUAGCGACGCUGUUUGUGUGGAUAGCCUACACGUGCACUGGCUGGGGAGAGGCAAAGUCUGGUACUGCUGAUCGCAUACACAUUGGGCUGUGGCGUAUUUGCUCCGACAACAAAUAUACCCCUGGAUGCUCUCAAACAGACGGCUGGGCAAACGACUGGUUUGCCGCCUGCCAGGCUUUGGUGACAUUCGGAUUCUUUGGUAUAAAUGUGGCAUUGUUCCUCCUGAUAUUGUACAUGUUUGUACCCAGUUGUCAGAAGAAUGGAGAGAUUACCAUGGCAACAGCCAUCAUUUGCAUUGUCACAGGCGUCCUCUACCUGAUCGGGGUGAUUGUGUUUGCUGCAAAGCUCAAAGAAGAUCGUGGAGACUUCGAGCUCAGCUAUUGUUUCGGACUAUCUGUGGUUGCUCUAAUACUGGAAAUAGCGGCUGGAGUUCUAGCUAUACUUGACUCAAAGGAAGGAGGGACAUCCCCUUCUGCAUGAUAGGUCGUUUUUAUAGCAAUAUCUAAUAUUCACAAUAUAAUAAAUCUAGCCGUGGCCUUCUUAUUUUGUUUAUGGCAUCGACUCUGUGAUUAAAACAAUCACACGAAAAUGUACUGUUUUAUUGGCUUAAUAACUAUCUAAUAUUUCAUCAAUAUGCGUUUCUUUUGUGUUCGUGUGUAACGUAAAGAUGAAGAUAUUCUACAGGUCUGAAUGAUAUAUUUAUUUGCAUAAUGUUGUUUUCUUGGUUCCGGUGUAUGGUAAACAUGUUAGAUGACUGAUUACAUCCUUACUUCUUUAUAUAAAGCAUCUGAUGUUUCAAGAUAUAUUUAACACAUUUGUUAGCUUAAUGUUUCCGUUGGAAUUAUAUUGCAAGACAACAUCAAGCGAUAAAACAGAUAAAGUCUUAUGUGGUAUGACCAUCACAACCUAAAACAUACAAUGUUCAUUAAAAAAAUAUGUUUUAUAUAGUAAGUGCCCAAAAGUGAUAUCAUAAUUAUGGACGUUGCUUAGAAUUACAAAUUUCCAACAACUUAACUAAUUAUUACCCUUCCUAUUGUAUUUAUUUGCAUAUGAUACAAAUUCCAUGCCUUUCCUACAUUUGUAACUUGAGAAACACUUGAGCGUCAUAUUGGAACCAACCUCAAUAAGAGCUGACCAUGUUGUUUUGAUGUUUUUUCAACCAAUGUCAUCAAAUCAAGCAUCAUAAUUUCUUGUAAUGAUAGCAGUUAUUGUUAAACACCGUUAUCUCAAUAGGACUGUGUCAUCUUACACCAUACGAGCAGCUUUGAAAAAGUUAAACACUACUUAGUGCUUCUAGGAACCCGACAACUGUUUUUUUCCCCUCAAAGAUCUUAUUUCUUUUCAUUCUUAAAAUUUAUAAAGAAGCAAAGUGAUGACCUAUUGAAGUAGCAAGUACCAAUACUUACAUUUAGGGCAAGUUCCUAAAUAAAUAAAUAUAGAUCAAUAUAGUAGGAAAAAUCUCUAUCAAUAUACCAGUCCUAUUUAUCCAACACGUACAUUUUUUUGUUAUAUAGAUCGAUGCACUUUUGGCCUUUACAUCUAGGCAAGACCUUUAAUAUUUUAUAAUUAAGUGCAGAACAUAUCUGUAGCAAUUUUAUGGAGAAGAGUACAUGCAUGUAUAUGUAAUAUAUGUAAUAGUAAUAGUCUUUAUAUUAAGGCCAUCUGAUAAUAAACCAACUGUUUUGUA